UGUCAGUUGUCCGUCCGCCAGGUGUUCGCGCGUUCAUCACCUGUCCCACUGUGAAUUUGUGUUUUGGAUUUUCGAACAAUUGGAUUCUUUACGUUUAUAAGGUGGGAGUGUAGGAUUUAAAAGAACUCAUACUUCUUAGCUUAAGAUAUUUGACGAGGCAUGUUGACAAUGAAAUGAGGACAAUGUUACUGAAGAGGUAAUCUGCUUGAGUCAACAUGGAUGAGAGUUCAGCUUCAGCGACAGACGAGGUUGCGACAGAGACGCUAGCGACGUCGACGUCCACCGCGACGACAGAGACCAUGGACUCUGCGACAGACAAGACUGACAGUCCUAGCAGCAGUGGACGACACAGCCGCUCCGACAUGCUUCCCCCACCACCUCCCCCUGACACAUCAUCAAGAAAUGGAGUGGACAAUCCAGCUUUUGAGAGUAACGAAGUAAAGUUAAACAUUAACGGAACACAUCACCGAGACCCGACGAGCAAUGGAUCCUUCCUGAACACGACGGUGACAAGCAAAACAGAACCUGAGGAAGAUAACAAGAAGGAAGGAGAGAUGGCGGAAGCUGUGAACCUGGAACUGGUUAACAUGAAACCAUUCGGAAACGGAAUCAACGGAAUCCCAGUCAAAAAGGGAGACUCCUCAGAAGUGGACAUGGGAGAUCCGUAUGACGAGUACUUUGUGCCAGUCAAUGAACAUAGGAAAUAUAUCAGAGGAGAAAAACUAUAUGUAACAAAAGACAAGCGGCAUCCUCCUACCAAAAAGAAAUGUGUUCUUGUCACACUGGGCUUAGCUAUUCUUGUAGGAAUCCUUUUAGUCAUCGCCUUAGCAGCAUCUGGAGCACUAUCAAAUGAAAACGAGUCAACACCGGUAGAAAGUAGGAAUUUUGGCACAACAGAUCUAAGGUUGGGAGCAGUAGGAGGUGGGUUACGUACCAAACCAUCGACAACCCCAGCCACCCCUAGUAGCUCUCAGACAGCUGAUCCGCCCUCGUCUACAUCCUUCGUACCACCCGCCACCGAGUCACCUUAUUACGUGAAGCGUUCGAUAGAGGGUCAAGUUACGAUAGACAACAUGGAGUUCACUCCAGGCCUCGCCAACCACAGCUCCAUGGAGUUCACAACCCUCGCAACAUCCCUUGAGGAAGAGUUGAAAAUGGCAAUCUUUGACCGGCAAACACUAAACUAUGGACCAGCUGAUAUAUUUGUCAAGGUUCUGGAGUUUUCGCCUGGCAGUGUAGUAGUGAAGUACAGGAUUGGAUGGACGUUCAAGGAAGGAAUCCGUAACCCACCUGAUCCAGUAACGGCAGACUCAUUGAAACAAAGGCUACAGGAUCAUUUACGAUCAACUGACGGUUUUCUGUAUAACUACCGGCUGCCACUGCACUCGUUACAGGCUGAACGCGUCGUGGAUGCUUGCCAGGUGAACAACGCCGGGUGCUCUGAUCAUUGUGAGUUUGAUUACGACCUUCUUGAGUUCAUGUGUCACUGCCCAGACGGCUUCGUGUUGGCCUCCGAUCAGAAAACAUGCCAGGAGCCAGAGAUGGCACAUCAACCAUCAGCAGAACCAGAACCUUCAGCAGAACCGGAACCUUCUUCUAAACCGGAACCUUCAUCUGAACCGGAACCUUCUUCUGAACCGGAACCUUCUUCUGAGCCUGAACCUUCAUCUGAACCGGAACCGUCUUCUGAGCCUGAACCUUCUUCUGAGCCUGAACCUUCUUCUGAACCUGAACCUUCUUCUGAACCGGAACCUUCUUCUGAGCCUGAACCUUCUUCUGAGCCUGAACCUUCAUCGGAGCCAAAACCGUCAUCUGAAUCAGAACAUGAAGAACCAUCUGAAAAUAUGAAUAUCCAUCAUAUGUCUGAAAAACAGUCUGAAUCAACUCCUGCUCCCGAACCAUCUGCUGAACCUGAACCAAAAUUAGAACAUGAAGCAGCAUCUGAAAACUCAAAUACUGCAUUGGAACACAUGAAAGACCAACAGUCUGAGCCAAGUUCAAAACCAGAACCAGCAUCUGAACCUGAACCAUCUGUUAAUCCUGAGCCAUCACCUGAACCUUCUACAGAACCUGAACCGCAACAAAACCAAGAAUCAUCAGUUAAUCAUGUUGGAAACAUUGUAGAAGAUACUUCAGAAAAAGAACCACCAGCUGAACCUGAACCUUCUGCAGAGCCUGAGCCAUCUGCAGAACCUGAACCUUCUGCAAAACCUGAGCCAUCUGCUGAUCAUGAACCUUCUGCAAAGCCCGAGCCAUCAGCUGAACCUGAACCAUCACCUGAACCUUCUGCAGAACCUGAACCACAACAAAACCAAGAAUCGUCAGUUAAUCAUGUUGGAAACAUUGUAGAACAUACUUCAGAAAAAGAACCAUCAGCUGAACCUGAACCUUCUGCAGAGCCUGAGCCAUCAGCAGAACCUGAACCUUCAGCAGAACCUGAACCUUCAGCAAAACCUGAGCCACCUGCAGAACAUGAACCCUCUGCAGAGCCAGAGCCAUCAGCUGAACCCGAAUCAUCAGCUGGAUCUCAAAAAAAUUUAAAAACAGAAUCACAAAAGGACAUUGAAAUAAUGCAUGAACAUGAAAUGGAUAAGUCAAAAGACUUACCCAAAGAAUCUAUGGUUGCAGUAACUGAUUUACCUGGAGUCAAGGGACCUAUGACUGAUGAUUCUGAACAUCACUUAGAAACAGGUUCAGAAAGAAUAAAGGAGGUUUUAACAUCAUAUCACGACUCUGCCUCUGAUAACCCACAUCACGAGAAACCAUCGGUUGAUGAUAAAUCAACAGAAGAAAACAAACAUCUAGAAUACGAAGGAAGAUCUCAUGGAAGUGAUAUAUUUGCAUUUGUGCCAAGUGGUGCUGAAAAUAAUCAAACAGAAAUGCCUCACGAUGUUAAUGAGAUCGAUGAGAACCCAUCAUUAACUUAUGAUAAUCCAAAUGAAAAACAUAGUAACCAUGAAGAUACACUUCAUAAUCAGUAUGAACAAAAUCAUCAUGAAAUUGGCUCAGAUAAAACUGAGAGUCAUAGCACUGACAAUAAUUCUGGGGUCACACAUGAAAAUGAGAUGCCUCCGACAAAUGAAAAUCCCGAAUCUCAUGUCGAUGAUAAAAUACCACAUGAUAUCUAUGUUAAAAAUGUUAAUGCUGUUGAUACUACAACCUUACCACCCGAGGAAAUAGACCCUAUGGAGUUUAGUGAGGGAAUCAAUGGAGGAACACCAGUGGUUAAUUUAUCAAUGUCUGAUCUGAUAAAUGGUAAAGAUAAGUCCUUUGGUGUGAUGCACAUCAUCCAUGAUUCAGUUAUGGAGCACAGUGCUGAAGUAAGUACUGUGAAGCAUGAUUCUGGUCCUGAAGAACAAGAUAGUACUGAACUACCUAAUGAUUCAGAAAAUGCUCUCAAUAACGAAAAAACAAAUUUAGGUGUAAACGAACAUAAUUUACAUAUUAGUGAAACAACUGCUCACAAUUGGCUGUCAAAUGAUGAGACUACUGUGCAUCCAUUGUUUCCGGAUGUGAAAGAACAAAUCAAAAUGUCUGUUACUGAUUCUGAAACUACAAUAGAUCCUCUUUUCACAUCAGGAAACAAUUCAACAUUGAAUAACACAGUGCAUGAGAAGAAAGAUGAAUCAUCCACUUCAGAUUCAUCAAUUUUGUCAAAUAUUGACACUACGAUAAACCCUCUGUUUCCUGUUGAGGCGAAAAUGUCAACAACCACAUUACAGCCUGAAAUCAAAGUUUCGUCAGAAUCGCCUGCAAGUAGUUCUUUAGAUAAUGAAGUCUUGACCACUAUUAACCCUCUCUUCCCUGUUCCAGAGAAGCAAGAGCAAAACAUGAACUCUACAACAAAUACCGAACAUAAAACUACCACUGGAGCACCUAUCAAUAGUGUACUCAAUGAUGUUGCGAGCACAAUUGUUCCUCUAUUCCCUAUGUUAGAUAAAGAGGCAACUAACCCAACAUCUGAAAAACCUGUUAGUAAAGUUAACGAGAACCAAGAAAAGAGUUUGGAUUUUUUCUUGAACGAUGCUGAGGCAACAAUACAUCCCUUAUUUCACAAUGAAAGGACAACAGCUAACAGUCAGGAAUCUGUCAUGAAAGAAACAUCUAAUGAAAAUGUUACCGAUGAACAAAAAUCUCUUACACUAAAUGGUGUGGAUACAACGAAUUUGACUGACACUACAACUGUUCACUCUGACCUAAAUAGUAGCAUUCCUGAGAACACUCACAAUCCUUUAUUCACACCAACUGAACCCAGUAAUGACAAAGUUAAAGAAAGAGAAAUUGCUUCUUAUAUAAAUGAGAGCCAAACUAAUGGCAAUGACUUGGAUAAACAGUUGAAUGAACACUCCAAUAUUGUUGAAAAAUCUGUUACUGAAGGAACAACUUCAAACAUUAGUCCUCAUGAAGAUCCUCGGAUUGGAUUGAUGGAUGAAACUAAAACACUUGAGCAUUUACAUGUUAAUAAAACUUCAGAAGACCCCCGAAUUAGUGUUGAUAGCAAAGGCACUGAAAAUAACCUUGAAAUCCAUUUACAGCCAAAUAACGACCCCAGAAUAGGUUUGUAUGACACCAAUCAAACAUUUGGCUCUACAGAAAAUAAUUUCGACCAUGAAGUAAAAACUGCAAGUGAUCCAAGAACAGUAGAAAGAGAGAGUUCUUUUUCUGACUUUUCAAAUGAGUCAGGUGCAACUCAAGUUCCUAUUUUUACUAAAGACGUUUCAAAUUCUAGUCCAGCCAUGAAUACUGACUUGCAGGAUACAUCAACAAGUUCUAGCUUAGUUGUAGACAAUUUUGUGAAAGAUGGUAACAAAAGUCAUAUUCAGUUUUCAAGCACAACUUCUCCUAUGCCACAUGACAAUUAUGACUUCCAAAAAUCUGAAUUCUUAGAUGAAUAUUCAAGUAGUAAGAGAUUGAAUGCUGAAGACCUUGAGAAUGACACAAACAAAGACAUAAAUGAUGUGAAUGAUAAUAUUUUUAAUGGCACCUCUUAUGACCAGGGCUUGAUUUUACAGAACAUAAAUGAAGAUGACGAGUCUUCAGAGAAAUAUGCGUUCAAUGAAAAAGAUUCCUAUGAGAAAAACGAAUUCAAGAAGAAAGAAAAGAAAACAGUUAAGCAUGACGACUCUGAAGUAAUUAAGUCACUUUAUGAAAAGAAAAAUAAAUUGGAUAAAGAAAGGAAGGCAGACAAGUUCAACCAACUAUCCCAAGAUCAUGGUGUAGAGUCAUCUUCUAAUCCAGCCACUGAAUCAAGCUCUAAUGAAACUAUUUCACUUACAACCUCUCCACAUCACCCUGUUGACAAUCAAGACUACGGUAAUGGAGUGUAUGAACUAGAUGACAAGAAAAAUAAGAAGAAAUUCAACAAAAAGUCAGAUGGAAAACCGUCAUCUGAUAUUGGCCCAGGAGACGUUCAUGAGCCAGUUUACAACGGAGCUGAUGAAACGUCACCAGAAUCAGUAAAGGAUGUCAACACAGAACCGUCAAUUUCUGAAAGAAUCCUUGCAGAAUCACCCACUAUUGCUGAGGAAAACAAAGAUGCAAAUAACGAAAAGGUAGAAGAAAACAAACCAGGCGAUUCAGUAAAAGAGAAUGUUCCAUCAGAUAAGGAAAAAUCAACAGAGCUUCAUUUUGAAUCAGUAAACAAUCAGUCUUUGAAUGAUUCUUUCAUGGGCAUGAGCACCGUGGACAAAAAUUCACCAUUUGGAUUCUCAAAGUGUGCCUCAGGCCAGUUCCAAUGCACCAACGGAACCACCAGGGAAGGCGCUUACUGUGUUGCACUCUCCGCUAAGUGUGAUUCAGUCAAUGAUUGUUCUGAUGGAUCAGAUGAAGCCGGUUGUGUCCAAGAUGGAUGUCCUGGAAACUUCCAGUGUGCCAGUGGACAGUGCCUAAAGAGACAUUUAGUAUGCAACAGCAUUGUUGACUGUAACGAUGGGAGCGAUGAGCAGAAUUGUGAUGAAUGGAAAUGCCUGUUUGAUGAGUUGCAAUGUCCGUCCGGUCGCUGUGUUCCUGUUUUAUGGCAAUGCGACGGCAAGCCCGACUGUGACAACCAUACUGACGAGUUCAACUGCCAGACAUCUUGUGGUAACAACGAGUACCUGUGUCCCGAGGGUUGGUGUAUCCCACAGACUUGGAGAUGUAAUGGAGAGCCGGAGUGUGCAAAUGGAGAAGACGAGAAACUCUGUGACUGCUCGGUAGACCAGUUCCGCUGCAGCACGGGAGGUUGUGUUGACGCAGCACAAGUCUGCGAUGGAGUUGAGCAGUGUCCAGACAACAGUGAUGAGUGGGACUGUGUACAAGUGGACGCCAUGGACUUGCAGAUCAGGACCAAGGACGAGUGGCUGCCUGUCUGCGCCACUGGCUGGACCCCCGAGUGGAGCCAUGCAGCUUGUCAAGGUCUCGGCUUUGCCAAGGCACAGUUCACGGAGAUGAGAGCUGCAGAUAACUCAACUCGCCACUUCACGCUCAAACCUGACGCCCGAUGGGACUCUGGACAUCGUCUUACUGCAGCCGUCACGCUGAGCGACCAACCCUGCGAGGCCUUUGUGGAACUCACCUGCCAGGAGUUCACGUGUGGCAACCCUGGGCCAUCGGAAGGAGUUGCGGCCAGACUGGUUGGUGGUAACAGUGCUGCCAACGGUCAAUGGCCGUCAGUGGCCAUCCUCUACCAGAACAAGACAAAGGCAUCCUGUACAGCCUCCAUCAUCAGUCCUCGCUGGCUUCUGUCAUCUUACAACUGUCUGCAUUCCAGGGACAAAUCGCUGAUGUCUGAGGGCUGGGUUGCGUUCGGAGGAGGCUCCAUGUUCGAAACUGACAAGCCUGAGACUCAAGUUCGUGUUGUGUCAGAGAUGGUUCCGUAUCCCCAGGUCAAGUUCAACCGCUUCCUCUACUCGGACGACGUGGUGCUCGUAGCGCUGCAGGAGCCAUUCGCUCUCUCUCGCUACGUGGGAGCCAUCUGUUUGCCGGAGAAGGAGAUAGAACCUAGACAGAUCUGCGUCACUGCAGGCUGGGGCUACACUUCCCCGGGAGAGAUCAACUUUAGUCAGUAUCUGCACUAUCUGCCGGUGCCUACGAUAGACCUAGCCGAGUGCAACUCCACCAAACACUACGCCGGGUUUGUGUCCCACCAUGAGAUCUGCGCAGGUUUCACAGAUGCAGAGAAAACUCCUUGCUACAAGGACGAAGGAGCGCCACUGAUGUGUGUCAGCGAAGGAGGAGUCUGGGAACUACAGGGAAUCUUGAGUUACCAUAGUCACUGCGGCCGCGGCUUCCAUCCCUCCAUCUACAGCUCUGUGGCUGCUGUGCGCGGCUGGAUCGAGCACACUGUCGGCAGCAGGUUUGAGCGCAAGUCCACCUUCAACGUGCGCAGGUGAUAAUCGACUUAGGACUCUCACGCUAGUUGUGGAAGAUAUAACUGAAGUAAAAAAUGAAAUGUAAAUUAGGAUCUGACGGACUUAUCAAACGUUCAGUUUGAAUACUAAGUGAAGUAAACUGAGCUAGUCAUCGAAGAUUGUAAAUGAUUCUUUGGCUCUUUACCAUUGUGAAGCGUAGACUUAGGUCUACCAGCAAUUAUUGUACAUGUGAAUCAUACUCGUUUUGAAUUAGUUUGUUAAGUAGGUAGAUUUUAUUCUGUGAAACAUAUUUGUUCUUAAGUUGGUAAAAAGAAUAAUUUUUCUUGUAAAAACUAUUGAUUGAAUGUUUCAAAACAGUUUUGAGGUGUGGUUGUAAAAUAUUAUGCAGAGAUUAAAACACUCAAAGUUUUAUCUUUACAAAUUAAGUGAAAAAAGGUCAAAAACAACAUCAAAAUUAUCAUGUUUGAUCUAAAAUAUAAUGAAGUAUUGAAUCUCAUGGUACAUUACGAGUGACUGUUCACAGCUAUUCUUUUGACCCUCUUGUAACUUCUUCUUCUCUUCACCUGUUUCACAGAAUCCUUUUCCAAUGACGUUUAUAAAAUCAUUAGGUGUAAUGACAUAAGAUUGUACAGCUAGAAAUGGAUGCCAUGUGUACGUUAAUGUUUAUAGAAUGCUCAAAGAAUGCCGCAAGGCUUGUGGGUAGUUCCUUCAUUUUGGCCAUGAUAGAACUCGUCAACCAUAGGAAAGGAAACACUUGUAAUAUUGUUAGACUUGUAAGUAGUUGUAAGUUAGACAACGUGAUGUCUUCCAAGAGCAUGCGGUUGGAUGUAAACUAUUUUAGUAUUCAUACUUUGUAAAUAACGUUUGAAAUAGUUUUUAACAUUUUGUACAUGUAAAAAUGCUUCUUCGGUGCCAAAUUAUUAUAUCGCAAAUUGAUCGCAUUGUAAUAUAUUAAUCUUGACUUCAAAAAGCUUGUUAUAGGUCAACAAAUCUCGACAUAAAAUAUCAUUGAAUUACCAAUUGAAAGGCUGGUGCGUAGUCAAAUAAAAAGUACUUUGAGAAAUUUUGGCCAAGGUAAUCACUUUAUAUAGUUAUUAUUUUCAUUUGUUCAUGUCUAAAAAUCUGGUAAACCCAUCUUGUUAACAUUUUGCUAAGUUUAGCCUUGAAUUAUUGUAAAUUAUAUAUUUUAUAAGUCCUUCACAAAAAAGUGCCUUGCAAUAGCAUCUUAGUAUAGGUAAUAAAAUGUAAAUAUUAGUCAGUUAGAUAUAGUCCUCCUUCAUAACACAACUCUAGUGUUAAUUGUCUUUAUUUUAAAAACAAACAGAAUAUACGUCUUUACGAGAUACUUUUAUAGAAAAAAAAACUGCCACAGGUAUGGUUCAGGAUACCUCUUUCUAAAAGAAAAACAACAAAUUGCAUUUAUAAAUAGGUGCAUUUAUCCUAGUGUAAGAUAUUUUAUUGUAUCAUAGUCUAAUUCUAUAUCCGUCCAUAAGUACUGUUGUAUUUCAUAAUGUUGAAUCCAUGUAUAUUAGUUAUAUUGAAAUUGUUAAUUUGUACAGUUUUGUUUAGAAUAACAUAAUUAUUCAGUGAAA
This is a messenger RNA of Macrosteles quadrilineatus (aster leafhopper), 8941 nucleotides long. RefSeq lists its product as uncharacterized. NCBI's taxonomy places the organism in Eukaryota, Metazoa, Arthropoda, Insecta, Hemiptera, Cicadellidae. The transcript is spliced from 22 exons. Gene Ontology annotation, cellular component: membrane. The coding region runs from base 216 to 7370 and encodes 2384 amino acids. Gene Ontology annotation, biological process: proteolysis. Gene Ontology annotation, molecular function: protein binding; serine-type endopeptidase activity. The record is from RefSeq and is a predicted model, not a curated record.